This is a messenger RNA of Saccharomyces eubayanus, 870 nucleotides long. It is a transcript of the gene NAT2, whose product is annotated as Nat2p. The transcript has a single exon. The record is from RefSeq and is a predicted model, not a curated record. Gene Ontology annotation, cellular component: mitochondrion. Lineage: Eukaryota; Fungi; Ascomycota; Saccharomycetes; Saccharomycetales; Saccharomycetaceae. The coding region runs from base 1 to 870 and encodes 289 amino acids.
AUGAUGGUGCCUAGAAAUAAUCCGCUACUAGUUUUCAAUAGGCUAUUCCUUCGAUGCCGGGGUGUGAGUUCACCAAUGCAGAGAAACUUAUGUCAGAUACCACACAGGAACCUCAGUUUUUCCUGUACGCCAUUAGGAGAGAACCCUUUACUACGAUCUGCGACCAAUAUUUCGUUGGUGCGGAACAAAAGGUUCUACAGCGGUGGGGGGAAGAACAACGAGUUUAAGGAAGAUGAAACUAAAAGUGAAGAAAGAAAGAAAGAUGAACCGCGCGGUAUCAAAGGGUUGAUGGCCAAAUACGGUUAUUCUGCAUUGAUCGUAUAUAUCCUGUUAACAUGUAUUGAUUUGCCCCUAUGUUUCUUAGGAGUCCAUUCACUAGGUGAGGAAAAAAUCAAGAUAUAUCUGAAUAGAGGUAAGCAGCUAAUUGGGAUGGACGGGUCAGAUGAAAGCAAAGUGAUCGAAGAAGUGAGGAAGAAGCAAGCCCGCCGCGAAGCCAUCCAGGCGAAAAACGCCAAUGAUGUAGAGGACGCGUCGAAGAAGACGCUCAAUGAAAGAUGGCAAGAGAUGAAGGACAGCACGCUGUUAGCAGAACUGCUGAUCGCGUACGGUGUACACAAGAGUUUAAUCAUCGUAAGAGUGCCCCUGACGGCACUGCUAACACCAUCCUUCGUCAGAUUCUUGCAGAAGUUUGGCAUCGACCUAAUGAAGAAGCAGAAGAAAGCAUUCCAAAUGAUGGCCUCGGAAGCUAAAUUAAGGUACAAGGGGAACAACCCUAGCGAUUUCAUAAAGAACGAGAGCACAAGCGCACUGGAAAUUACGAGGCGCAAACCAAAAACUAAGGGCCAGAAAUGGUUCAAUGGCCUAAUGUAA